AUGCCCGGUAGAUUGACGGACAAGCUACCAGCACGAAGAACUUACCCGAGAAGAAAGACUUUUGGCCCCGAUCCGCUAACUUCUGCAACCAGCACGAUUCCUGCCCAGAAAGAACCAACCGUGGCGGCGGGACAAUUCCUCAGGCGGCUGUUCGAGAUUGUCUUCUACGCUCAGUUCCUCCUGGUCUCGAUCCUAACGGUCUUCCUCACGACCCGGGGCUUCCUCUCUGCACGCCGCCACCAUUUUCACCCAGCGGAGUGGUAUCCUCCACUCCUCUCUGCCACAGGCGGGGCAGCGGUUGCUGCCUUUGUGUUGCAGCGUCUCAUUCAAUGUAGUCCCUCAAAGGCCCUGAGGGCCGCCUUCUGGCUCAGCCCAGUGCUCGUUCUGGGAGUCGGUGUAUUGCUCUCGUGCAUGGAUUCUGUGGUAGGUCUGGUGAUCGGAGUGAUUUCUAUAAUCUCCGCCGUCUCUCUGGCUCUGUAUGGCUGUUGGGUGAAUACCCGUUUUGAGUACGCUUCCGAGAUCAUCUCUGUCUCGACUGCUUCCGUCUCGAGUGAGAUUUCGUGUCUGGUUGGGUUCUCAGUAACGGUGGCUGUGCUAUAUUCGGGUUUCACGGUCUGUGGCAUUGGUGGAGCUACUGCAGUCGGGACGACCCUGGACGUGGCGUUCAUCCUCAUCGAGCUGCUGAGCCUCACGUGGACGAUGCACGUGAUUAAGAAUGCGCUCCAGGCUACUGUUUCGCGGGUUGAGUACCUACGCCUCGUGUGCGGGGUCCAGAUGGACUGCCGUACAGCACUUCGGGAGACAGCCCGGUACCUGAUGGGCAGCGUGUCGAUCGGUUCCGUAUUUGUCCCAGUCUCCGGGGUAAUCCGAGGCUCGGCACGUGCAAUCAGUACGGUUGCAGGGGACGCGGAUGAGUUCCUCUUCUCAUGCGCUGACUGCUACUCGGGCGUGGCCUCUGCACUCACAAGUCGUGCCAACCGGUGGGGGUUCGUUCACGUCGGGGUGUACAACAAGGAGUUUGCGCAGGCCUCAAAGGAUACUUGGGAUAUGUUCAGACGGGCAGAAAUAGAAGUCUUGAUCGACUCCGACCUCACCGGAGUGGUCUGCUUUCUCUGCGGGGUGACCGGGGGAGCCGUGAGUUCCCUGAUAGCCGGUUCCUGGGCUCUUGCAGUUCACAAAAGCUACGCUACCGAACUUUCACUAUAUGCCUUUCUGAUCGGCUACUUCAUGUGUCGAGUGGCCGUGGCAGGGGCGCAGGCAUGCGUUUCGGCUCACUACGUUGCCUAUUCGGAGAACCCGCAGAGCCCUCAGGUCGACCCGAUAAUCACAGUUCGGCUCCAGGAGAUGAAGAGACACCAAGCCUAGUGCUGGCUGGCGUCACGGGAAUCAAUGGAAGUACAGCAGAGAUCAGAGAUACAGCAACCUGUCCUGUAAUUGUUGAAGAUACAGUACGAGGAUGAAACAUCCAUUUUAAGGUCAUUUAUUUUAUCAGGAAGAGUUACUUGGCAAAUUGACAAUUUUUUCGACGA
This is a messenger RNA of Punica granatum (pomegranate), 1529 nucleotides long. The record is from RefSeq and is a predicted model, not a curated record. NCBI's taxonomy places the organism in Eukaryota, Viridiplantae, Streptophyta, Magnoliopsida, Myrtales, Lythraceae.